Messenger RNA from Nanorana parkeri, 3673 nucleotides. RefSeq names its product rho GTPase-activating protein 39-like. Gene Ontology annotation, cellular component: cytoplasm; cytoskeleton. Gene Ontology annotation, molecular function: GTPase activator activity; protein binding. The record is from RefSeq and is a predicted model, not a curated record. The coding region runs from base 143 to 3226 and encodes 1027 amino acids. NCBI's taxonomy places the organism in Eukaryota, Metazoa, Chordata, Amphibia, Anura, Dicroglossidae. The transcript has 10 exons. Gene Ontology annotation, biological process: signal transduction.
UCACUUGCUCAUAUCAUUGCUAAGGGAUCACAACCGAUUGAGGGAAUCUGGGCAAUCAACAGGUCCUUGAGGACUUUUGGUUCACUUUAUUUGUGUUUGAAGACUUUAUUUUCUGGACCAUGUGAGGGGGAGACACUUAGAAAUGGCUGAGAGCUCAGACUGGGUGGAGAUCAUCGAGCCACGCUCUCGUGAGCGCAUGUACGUGAACUUGACCACUGGAGAAUGUGGCUGGGAGCCUCCUUCAGAUGUCCAGGUGCGCCAGUGCAAUAAGAACCAGUGGUGGGAGCUGUACGACCAUCAGAGCAGCCGCUUCUAUUACUACAAUGCCCUGACUAACCAGACCGUUUGGCACCGCCCGCCUCAAUGUGACAUUGUGCCACUGGCUAAAUUGCAAGCCAUGAAACGCACAUCACAGACCAGCCUUCUGUUACGUGCCAGCCAAGAGCGGAUGUCUCAUAGGGGCAGCACAAGCAGUGAGGGAGCUAGCAUUCCUGUCGAGGUCCUCAUGCUCCAGGAUGGGGAGUAUGGGAGUGACGGAAGUAGGAGAAGAGGAGACAGUAUGGACAGCAGAAAGGAUUCUGGAAGAGAUUCUUCUCAGAGGUGGCAGCCUGUUCCUGGAACGAAAGCAGCCAUGUUGGUGAAAGUGAAUAGCCUGAGACAAAUGCCAGGGUCCUCUUCCAAUUCACCGCUGCAGAACAGUAUUCCAAAGAAUUCCAUAAACCGACCCAGUUGCUAUGUUCAGGUUCCACCUCCUGCUCUGCAAUCUAAACCUUUUGCGGACCCCAAGCAAUCCAUGCAAGUAAAGAAAACGGACAAUGGUGGAUUUUGCUUAGUUUUAACUAAAGGGGCCACUUGUCAGACUCCACAAAGGACUCCUACAGGUACAUUACAGCCCUCAUCUCCCCGGUAUGGAUCUCCACCACCCAUCUAUGAUGAGCCCUCUAUAGACUCUCCGAUUUACGAUGAGCCUCCUGCUGAUAUGGACUUUGAGAGUAUGACUGUGCGCUCUCUUUCUCCUCCGGUGUCCCCGACAAAUAGCCUACAAAGCAACUCGCAAACACCAAAGCUUUUGCCCUACCCAGGUCUGCAUCAGAAUAAGCACAGGAGGAACCCCUCUGCUACAGAAUACAGCCCAGCAGGAAGGGAGUACAUAAAGCACAUGGUCAAUGUUGACCAAUCCUCAAGACAGACAAUCUCGCCUACUGGCUCUCUUGAUGUUCCAACCAAACAUCAACCUGGCCAGUUGGCCGUAAAGGACAGUUUCAAGAAUUCUUGGAGGGUCUUGGAAGCAAAUGUUCUGAAGAACAUUGAGGCCCACCACAAUCGGCAGAACAGCCUUCCUCAAGACUACCCUACGGUGGUAAGCCAGCAGGACUCUGGUUACUCCACGGGCCCUUCUCCUAGCUUGCGAAAAAGAAAGGGCAGGAGACAAGGCACUACUCAGAUAAGACCUGGGUCACUUGGCAGCAGCAGUGAACUAAAUGCGUUAAAUGAAAAACUUAUCGCGGAGAUGAGGUCAGUUGUUUGCAGGACUGCAGUUUCUAGAGGGAGCAAGGCUAGUUUGGACACGGACAUGAUAGAAAACAUUGCCCCGGACAGUAACAAGGUGCGCUUUCAAGAGUCCUUAAAAAACAGUUCGGGGAGAGGGUCAAGGGAUGAUGUCACAGCCAGCACUAGAUCAUUAUACAGACCAGGAAUAGAGGUCCGAGACAGCAGUAAAGUAGACAUAACUGCACAACCUGAAGUGGUACGACAGAAACGAACAUAUGAGAAGAUGGACUGCUUGGAGAAGAAAGUCACCAGCCAGACAAGUCUCUUGUCCUCAGAGUCCACCAGAACGAUGUCUCAGAGCGGAACCCUAGAGGCCAAUCAAAGCUGUGAAAAUCGCGGACAGGCAACGUUUGGCCCUUGUUACCAGUUUCCUUACACCACUUUGAGAAAACCACUUUCUCAAACCAGCAUGGUGGACUGGGCCUCCAAGAACCUUAACAUGCACACGCAGGGCAUCUUCCGGAGGAGAAUCUCAAUUUCUAACAUGCUCUCUUGGAAUGGAGGCUCUAUCAAGAAGCCCAUGUUGAUCACCAGUAAUCGGGUUAUCAAGAAAGAGGCUUGUGAGAUGUUCAAGCUGGUGCAGAUAUACAUGGGAGACCGCCAGGCCCGGACAGAUAGAAACGAGGUGGCUCUGGUGGUGGUCACCAAGUGUUGGACCUUGCAGGGCUUGCGAGAUGAGCUGUACAUGCAGCUGGUGAGACAAACCACCAACAACAUGUCAUACAAGAGCCUAUCCCUGGGAUGGGAACUUAUUGCCAUCAGUUUAGGAUUCUUUUCCCCAUCUCCAAAGUUCCAGUCCUAUUUGGAAGGCUACAUCUACAGGCACCUGGAGGAUGCAAGUGAUCAGAACAUUCACCAGCGGAUUCAGGAAGCCGAGGAGCUGAAGUCUAAGAAGAAUUCGAAAUCUCGUAAAAAGAGGAAGCAGAACAUGGAAGAUGAGGAAGGUCUGCCCAUCAGCACCUACGCUAAAUACUGCUAUCGAAAACUGCAAAAAGUUGCAAUUACUGGAGGAAAGAAGGGUCUGAGGAAGCCGACACUGGAGGAGAUCGAGCAAGCUCGAGAUGCCAUCUUGACACCUUCCCUGUUUGGGAGCUCCUUGGAGGAGAUCAUGGAGAGACAGAAGACGGUGUAUCCUGAACGCCGUCUGCCCUGGGUACAGACGCAGCUCUCCCAGCAAGUGCUGUCACUGGGAGGGGAGAGGACGGAAGGAAUAUUUAGGGUACCUGGAGAUAUUGACGAGGUGAAUGCCCUGAAAGUGCAGGUGGAGCAGUGGAGGAUACCAGACAGUCUCUCUGACCCCACCAUUCCUGCAUCCCUGUUGAAGCUUUGGUAUCGUGAGUUGGAGGAGCCCCUUAUCCCGCAGCAGUUCUACAAACAGUGCAUCACCAACUAUGAAAACCCUGACGCAGCAGUGUCUGUCGUUAAGCAGCUUCCGGAACUGAACCGGCUGGUGCUGUGUUACCUCAUCCACUUCCUCCAGAUCUUCUCUCAGCCUUCCAAAGUGGGCACCACCAAGAUGGACGUUAACAACCUAGCCAUGGUCAUGGCACCCAAUUGUCUGCGCUGCCAGUCAGAUGAGCCCAGGAUCAUCUUCGAGAACACCAGGAAAGAGAUGUCAUUCAUCAGAAUGUUGAUCGUCCACCUGGACACAAGCUUCGUCCAGGGCUUAGUCUGAGAACAAGAGAUGCCGCUGCCACCUUGUCUUUCGGUCUGGCCUACCUGUGUAUAUAAUUGUGCAUUAUUUCUUCACCCCCGAGAGUUGCAGGGUGCGGUCCCUCCAGGGGUUAAAAGAUGUCCCAUGUACAGAAUCUUCUCAGGAUACUUCUAGCACUUUCUGAAAGCAGUUAAGCUGGGCUGUCGUUGUGGCCGUAGACGCCAAAGGCGCUGGCAUAACCACCGGCCUUCUAUUGUCGUCAGAGGUGCUCUGUGAAACUGGUUUAAUUGUAUCUAAUCUUCAUUACUGUGAAUUAACAUAAUACCAUCUUCUUUUCCUGCCUUUAUCAAGAUUUCAUUCUUAACCCAGUGCCAUCUUAUGUGAGAUGUGUGAAAAAAAAAAUUAAUGAAAGCUUUUAUUUAUAUGUUGCACCCUCUGGGGGGACCACACCUCUUAAUAUAUAUGUAU